AUGAAGUUCAACGUCGCGAAUCCUGCGACAGGUUGCCAGAAGCAGUUUGAAAUAGACGACGAGAGUCGGUUGCGAGCCAUCUAUGAUAAGCGCAUCGCUCAAGAAGUGGAUGGCGAAGCGUUACUCGGAGAGGAGUUCCGCGGCACGAUCCUGCGCAUAAUGGGUGCGCAGGACAAGGAAGGGUUUCCCGCGCGUCUCGGUGUCCUCACACCGAACCGCGUACGGCUUCUGAUGCACAAGGGAGACGUCGGUUGUCGGGGUUAUGGUAUGCGUGAUGGCGAGCGAAAGCGACGAAGCGUGCGUGGUUGCAUCAUCAGCAGCGAGAUGAGCGUAGUGAACCUGGCCAUUGUGCGUCAAGGCGAGCAAGAGAUACCCGGCUUAACGGAUCGAAUAAUCCCGCGUCGUCUGGGUCCGAAACGAGCUUCUAAAAUCCGCAAGUUGUUUAACUUGAGCAAGGACGACGACGUGCGCAAAUAUGUCAUUCGGCGCAAAGUGACGACUGCCUCGGGGAAGACCUACGAGAAAGCUCCCAAAAUCCAGCGUCUAGUGACCGCGCAGUCAUUACAGCGUAAGCGUCGACGGCGAGCCGUACAGCGCACAAGGGCCUUGAAGGCGAAAGCGGAGGCCGCAGAGUACGAAAAGCUCCUCGCUCAGCGACAAGCCGAGGCCCGCCAGUCACGAAAGGAAAGUCGUAGUCGACGGUCUGCACUACACAAAUCACGGCUGUCAGCUGCAGUGUGA
Cyanidioschyzon merolae strain 10D is the source of this 741-nucleotide messenger RNA. Its product is annotated as 40S ribosomal protein S6. Gene Ontology annotation, cellular component: ribosome. The transcript has a single exon. Gene Ontology annotation, biological process: translation. The coding region runs from base 1 to 741 and encodes 246 amino acids. Gene Ontology annotation, molecular function: structural constituent of ribosome. Lineage: Eukaryota; Rhodophyta; Bangiophyceae; Cyanidiales; Cyanidiaceae. The record is from RefSeq and is a predicted model, not a curated record.